Molecule: messenger RNA, 1443 nt
Organism: Capronia epimyces CBS 606.96
Lineage: Eukaryota; Fungi; Ascomycota; Eurotiomycetes; Chaetothyriales; Herpotrichiellaceae
Exons: 5
Coding region: 1-1443 (480 amino acids)
Biological process (GO): transmembrane transport
Cellular component (GO): membrane
Molecular function (GO): transmembrane transporter activity
Source: RefSeq, a predicted model, not a curated record
AUGUCCACCACACUGACAAUCACCAGAUCCCACCACGAGUCUCUGUCGCCUGCCCCGGAGACGUUUGAAUUGAGCCUCAAGACUCCUGGAAGGUCGUUACGAGAACUCUCACGGCGGGUGGCGGGUGGCUCGACGCCACAAGAGCGCUCUUCUCACCCUUCACCUCUCUCAGAUGAGGAGGACAAUAACCAGAGUCAUCAUGUCAGACACGACGUUCCUCCGCCCGCCGGUUCUUCCCACUCCGUCACGCAGCGGUGGAACCGACCGACAGGAAACAUCGGCCGACUUGGAUUCGCAUGUUUUUCAUUUAUGGUUGCCGGCCUGAACGAUGCCGCCGUCGGCGCCUUAAUCCCAUAUUUAGAGAGGUACUACGACCUCAACUAUACCAUCGUCUCACUGAUCUUCUUGACGCCGUUUUUCGGCUACUCCGUCGCGGCAUUCACCAAUGCCACGAUCCACGCCAAGUUUGGCCAGCGCGGAAUAGCGAUCAUGGCGCCGAUCUGCCAUAUCAUUACUUUCGCCGUCUUGGCUGGCCAUCCGCCCUUUCCGGUGCUCGUGGUUGCCAACACCAUUUCCGGCUUCGGCAACGGUCUUACCGACGCAUGUUUCUGUGCGUGGGUUGGGCUCAUGGACAACGCCAACGCCGUCCAGGGCCUCAUGCACUCAUGCUACUCGAUCGGCUCCCUGUUUGCGCCCUUGAUCGCCACCUCGAUGGUUGUCAAGGCCGACCUGCCCUGGUAUGAUUUCUACUACUUCAUGACUGGUGCGGCGGUUCUUGAGCUUGUCGGGCUGAGUUUGACAUUCUGGCGAAAGACCGGUGAGGUGUAUCGCGUCGAAAACCCUCGAGAGAACGACGCCAGAGGUGGCCGCACGAAGGAAGCACUCAAGUCCAAAAUCACCUGGCUAUGUGCAGCCUUCUUUUUCAUAUAUAUGGGCAUCGAAGUCGGUCUCGGCGGCUGGAUCGUGACAUUCAUGCUCCGGGUGCGCGGAGCCUCGCCCUCAGUGUCGGGCUAUUCCGCCACCGGCUUCUGGGCGGGCCAAGCUGUUGGCCGGGCCUCGCUGGGCUUCGUGACCCAGCGCUUCGGAGAGCGGCUCUGCAUCAUCAUCUACCUAGUGUGCUGCCUGGCGCUGCAGCUGGUCUUCUGGCUCGUGCCUCAGUACAUCGUGUCGGCCGUGGCCGUCGCCUUCCUCGGCUUCUUUCUCGGCCCCCUGUUCCCCGGCUGCGUCAUGAUGGCCGCCAAUCUGUUGCCCAAACACAUCCACGUCAGCGCCAUCGGCUUCGGCAUGGCCUUGGGCGGCACCGGCGGCACCAUCUUUCCCUUCGUCAUCGGCGCCAUUUCCGCCAGCAAGGGCGUCAAGGUGCUGCAGCCCAUCAUACUGUCGCUGAUCGCCGUGCUUACCAUCGUAUGGUUGCUGUUUCCAAGGGUCAAGAAGAGGGAAUGA